Molecule: messenger RNA, 1040 nt
Organism: Lolium perenne
Lineage: Eukaryota; Viridiplantae; Streptophyta; Magnoliopsida; Poales; Poaceae
Source: RefSeq, a predicted model, not a curated record
GUCUUCAUCACUGGCGGACGACACGCACACACUCGUACGGUCUACCCGCCACUCCACUGCCCAGUCCCCACGGUUUUUACAAUCGAGAGCUAGGACCUGGACCGGCCGGAGGGGCGCAAUGAAGGCCGUCACCGGCCACCACUACCAGGGCUACCACCCACCGUCGCCGACGCCGGCGACCAAGAUCUCCAUUCCUGUCUCCCCCGGUGGGGGCACGGAGGCGGCGCUGCUCGGGAAGGGGCGGUACAAGGCGUGGGCCCUCGCCGCCAUCGCCCUACUCGCACUCUGGUCCAUGUUCGCCGCCUCCGUCACCCUUCGCUGGUCCUCCGGCGACCUCGCCGCCGCCUCCCAGGACGUGAGCGAUCCCCUCUUCGACGACCUAGACCCGCUCGAGAUGGAGGAAAGGGAGAAACUAGUGCGCCGGAUGUGGGACCUGUACACACGCACUGGUGAUCAUGUAUGGCUUCCGCGGUUCUGGCAAGAAGCGUUUGAGGCUGCAUAUGAGGAGCUUGCUGGUGAUGAUACGCCUGCAAGUGACGCAGCUGUAUCUGAGAUUGCCCGCAUGUCAGUACACAGGCCUGAGCUUGAGCAGUCACGGAAUAAUAAUUAGUCUGCAACUUCUCAACUUUGACAAUGGAUUCAAUGGUGGAUGAAGUUUAGGAGGACCCUAUGACAAAGUUGUGCCAAUAAUUGUGUAUUUAUGGGGUGCUAGGCUAGGUGCAAUGUGACAAAUUUCAUAAAAUGUUAUGCGAAAUAUUUGGAAGGAUUGGAACCGCGGCGUCUUCAAGGAAACUAGGCAAACCUAACGUGAGGUGGCCGAUGAAGUUUGGGUUGCAUGCCCGUCUCUGCAACACCUGUAGGCUGUAGUGCUUUCUUUUGGCGACUACUUGGCAUGCCACCUAGUGUACCAAUCCACACUGUAAAUUGUACCCUAUUCUAGCUGAGGACCGCUGUCCUGCCAAUUUCUCGAAAAAAUGUAUCUCACUAAAUAAAUCGAAGCACCAUCCAGUGUCUCUUCUAGUUAUCAGCAGUUCUGACAA